This is a messenger RNA of Rubroshorea leprosula, 654 nucleotides long. The record is from the annotation of a GenBank genome assembly. Lineage: Eukaryota; Viridiplantae; Streptophyta; Magnoliopsida; Malvales; Dipterocarpaceae.
AAAUCACUCUCUUUUCCCUAAUUUCUUUCUUCCUUUCGAAAGCCCAUCCGAAUUCCUAAAUCAAUAUCCCCAAAUCAAAAAUCUGGGUUUCUUCCUUUCCUUCGAAACCCAAAUCAGAAAUCCCCAAAUAUUUUCCCCAAUUUCUUUCUUCCUUUCGAAACCCAUCUGAAUACCAUCUGAAUCCCUAAAUAAAAAUUCCUGAAAUAGAAAAUAUGGGAAAUCUCCGGCUCCUCCUUAAUUUCUUCCUCCAGUUUUCGGUUCUGUCCCUUCCUCUCAGGGAGGCCCUAAUCUUGGCACCAAGUUUUAACAGGAAAAAGCAGUUGAAUGUGCGGUCACCUGAAGAGGAAUCUACGAGCCAUGCGGAUUACUGGUAGGGUUUUUUAAAAACCCUAAGAAAUCACAGGGAAUCGUGGAAGACGAUCGGAAUCAGAAAAAUUGGAUUCCGUUUUGGUUUUAGGAUGGAUUUGAAGUUUCCGGCGAUGAAAUUUGACGAGGAGAUGCGAGGGUGAGCUCAGCCGCCUGCUACAGUUGACUUAAAAAAAAAUUCAAAAUAAUUUUGGCUGCAUGCGAUGCUGCAGAUUAAGCAUCUUUUGUUUUGGAGAUUCUUAAAGUUACCAUCUUUUGUAAGAAUUUGAAUAAUGAGAGAUUUAUCAU